AUGGUGAAGAAGAGAGAUGAAAAAGAGGUCGGUAUGAUCAUGGAUGGGGUCAUAGAAGCUAUGCCUCAAUACGCCAAGGAGUUGGUUGCCGGUGGGGUCGCCGGCGGAAUUGCGAAGACCGUCGUCGCUCCACUUGAGCGUGUCAAGAUUUUAUUCCAGACCAGAAGAGCAGAGUAUCAAAGCAUAGGACUAUUUGGAUCUAUCAAGAAGAUUGCAAAGACUGAAGGUUUUCUGGGUUUCUACAGAGGCAAUGGUGCUAGUGUCGCUCGGAUUGUUCCUUAUGCAGCGCUGCAUUACAUGGCUUAUGAACAAUAUCGAAGAUGGAUUAUCCUUUCUUUUCCAAAUUUUGAUAGAGGCCCCAUACUUGAUCUUUUGGCAGGAUCAUUUGCUGGAGGAACCGCCGUGAUUUUUACUUAUCCUCUGGACUUGGUUCGGACUAAGUUAGCAUUCCAGGUUGUUGGUCCGUCAAAGUCAAGUAUUCAUGGGCUAGUAGUUCCCGAGCAUGUAUAUAGAGGAAUUUCUGAUUGUUUCUCGAAAACUUUUAAAGAGGCUGGACUAAGAGGUCUCUAUCGUGGCGUUGCCCCAUCACUUUACGGGAUUUUCCCAUAUGCUGGUUUGAAGUUCUACUUCUAUGAAGAGAUGAAGCGACAUGUACCAGAGGACCACAAGAAAAAUAUUAUGGUCAAGCUGGUAUGCGGGUCAGUUGCAGGUCUGUUAGGUCAGACCUUUACAUAUCCUCUUGAUGUGGUUAGGAGGCAAAUGCAGGUUCAACGUCUACUAGCAUCCAACAGUACGGAGAUGAUGGGAACAUUUGAAACCCUUGCUUUGAUAGCUCGAAAGCAAGGUUUUAAACAGUUGUUUUCAGGUCUAAGCAUCAACUACUUGAAGGUUGUACCAUCAGUAGCAAUUGGGUUUACCGUUUAUGAUGUAAUGAAAACAUACCUAAGGGUUCCAUCUCGAGACGAAGCUGUGGUAGAAGUGGUAACAAAUAAAAGAAACAUCCAAUCGUCCUCUCUUAAUACAUAACAAGUAUUCUUUUCCCAUUCAAAUCAUGUCAUAUUCUAGAAUCAGAAUUCAUUACCUUAGCCUUGAAAUUAUUUGUAUAUGCAUUCUUUCAGUCUGUUUAGAGCUCAUGAUAGUUGCAAGAAUCUAUGAAGGAAUACCGCAAGGCAGAAACAUUUGUUAUUCUUAGGUCUCCAAAAAGUCAAUGUAACUGUCAAAAAUGUAGAUUUAGCACAAGGGUGUACAUAGAGCUGGGAUGUCUUCUGUAAACAAUGUAUGGUCUGUAGGUAACUAAUAAAAUACGAGUCGAUUCGUCAUA
Benincasa hispida (wax gourd) is the source of this 1321-nucleotide messenger RNA. RefSeq names its product Mitochondrial substrate carrier family protein. The record is from RefSeq and is a predicted model, not a curated record. Gene Ontology annotation, cellular component: mitochondrial inner membrane. Lineage: Eukaryota; Viridiplantae; Streptophyta; Magnoliopsida; Cucurbitales; Cucurbitaceae. Gene Ontology annotation, biological process: transmembrane transport.